AUUAACAUUAAAAGCGAAAAUAAUUAAAGAAAUUUAAUAAAAAUGACCACAGCAGCAAGGCCCACAUUCGAUCCUGCCAGAGGAGGCAGUGGUAAGGGAGAGAAAGAUUUAAGUGCCUUGAGUAAACAAUAUUCCAGCAGAGAUUUGCCAGGCCAUACAAGAUUGAAAUACAGAGAAACUGGUCAAGGCACAUCCGAUGAAUUGCGUGCCCGUGAUUUCCGCAAGGAGUUGGAUGAACGCGAACGUGAAGUCAGACCCAACAAAAAUUUGCCCUCCAUUGUGCGCAAAGCCAUAGAAGCCAACAAUUCCUCAAGCAGUACUGGAGGCUCCAGCAGCAAAAGAGCCAAAUUAGAUCAAACUGCAGCUCCCGUUAAUUUAGAUGCUGACGAUCCCGUGGACAAUGACACCUCCGACAGUGACUCGGAUUCAGAAGAUGAAGAUGAUACUGCUGCCUUGUUGGCCGAACUUAAUAAAAUCAAACACGAACGUUUACAGGAGACUACACGCAAAGAACAAGAAAAGAAACAAGAGGAAGAACGCAUACGUAUGGAAAACAUUUUAUCGGGUAAUCCCUUGAUUAACUAUGCUGCUGGUUCUGCUGCCACAGCGGCCAAUACAAAACCAACAGCUGAUUUAAAGGUUAAACGUCGUUGGGACGAUGAUGUAGUGUUCAAGAAUUGUGCUCGUACGGAACCGGAAAAGAAAUCACAUUUUAUUAAUGAUUCGUUGCGUAGUGAAUUUCACAAGAAAUUUAUGGAGAAAUAUAUUAAAUAAAAGGUUUACGAUUGUAGGACAAUAAUGAUUUAUCCUUUUCUACUACAAAUUAUUUGUUUAAGUGAAGUACAAGAAUAUACCCAAUAAAUUUUAAAGACUAGAAUAAAUAA
Calliphora vicina (urban bluebottle blowfly) is the source of this 884-nucleotide messenger RNA. RefSeq names its product spliceosome-associated protein CWC15 (gene c12.1). NCBI's taxonomy places the organism in Eukaryota, Metazoa, Arthropoda, Insecta, Diptera, Calliphoridae. Gene Ontology annotation, biological process: mRNA cis splicing, via spliceosome. Gene Ontology annotation, cellular component: catalytic step 2 spliceosome. The transcript has 2 exons. The coding region runs from base 43 to 774 and encodes 243 amino acids. The record is from RefSeq and is a predicted model, not a curated record. Gene Ontology annotation, molecular function: RNA binding.